This is a messenger RNA of Annulohypoxylon truncatum, 1576 nucleotides long. Its product is annotated as Mis12 protein-domain-containing protein. Gene Ontology annotation, biological process: kinetochore assembly; mitotic cell cycle; protein localization to kinetochore. NCBI's taxonomy places the organism in Eukaryota, Fungi, Ascomycota, Sordariomycetes, Xylariales, Hypoxylaceae. Gene Ontology annotation, cellular component: chromosome, centromeric region; nucleus. The transcript has 3 exons. The coding region runs from base 252 to 1376 and encodes 374 amino acids. The record is from RefSeq and is a predicted model, not a curated record.
AUCUUGGAUGAGCCACGUGAGCCACAGUGUCGCGGCUGAGCGCCUCAUUUAAUUUCAGCCCGGGACGUUCCGUCUUUUUCACCCCACCACCAAACCCAAAUAUUGACUUAUCGAUAUAUCAAAUCGCGUCGCGUCAAACGCUGCCGCCCAUAAACCAAUUAGUGUAAUUACCACCAAUUACCGAAUUAAGUCCCCAGCAUUCUGCGAACGACGGCGGUGGACGGGACAACGAGAUUAACGAUGCGCCCAUCAUGACGUCCUCCAAUUCAGAUACCGAGCUUUUGACGGAGCAUUUCGGAUAUCCGCCUGUCAGUUUGAUCGACGACAUAAUUAACAGCAUAAAUAUCCUCGCCGAGCGCGCCCUCAACAGCGUCGAGCAAGGACUUCUCAACGCCCCCCCGGCCACCCUCGGUUUCAAGCCGCCCAAAGCCUCCCGGGGCAACGGAGGCGAUGCGCAGAAGCAGGCGGUAGACCCGGCCGAGGCGGCCAAGAACGAGAUCGAGUCCGGCACGCACCAGCUCGAGACGCUCCUCUGCGCCAGCAUCGACCGCAACUUCGACAAGUUCGAGAUCUACGUGCUGCGCAACAUCCUGUGCGUGCGCGAGCGCGACGUUAUGCACUGGAUGCGACUCUCCCACUACGACGGCUUAGAUUUCUCAGCCGUUACAUCGGGAGGCUCCCAAUCAAAUACCCCCUCCCUCGACACGAUCAACCACCUCCGGCGCAAGCUGCGUGAGAGCAUGCGCCUGAACGCCCUCCUCACCGCCGAGCGCGCGCGCAACGAAGCCAUGCUCGCAGACCUGCAAUCCCUCGUCGGGCUAUCCCCUCCGCGCGUCAAAACCGAGAAGACGUCCCCCUCGCAACCGCAACCGCUUCCCCCGACCAAGAGCCCCUUCGCCUUCCUACACGACAAAGGAUCCCUCACAGACGGCGGCUCCGAAGCGCCGCUGAGCACAACAACAGCCUUCACCCUAUCGCAGAUGCAAGCCCUGCGCGCGCUCUCCACAUCCCUGCGGAACCUAGCGCCGGAUCUGCAACCCUCGUCUACCUCCGCCGACGCUAUGGACGUCGAUAACGACGAGAGCGGUGGUAAUAGUAGGAGUAGUGAAAGAAAGACCUGGCGCCGCGAACGCCUCGAGUACGUCGAGGGCGCGACGAGGCGCUACCUGGAGAACGUGGAGGGCCUGGAGCUGGGCAAGCACGGCGAGGUGCGCGACGGCGAGUGGCAGGGCGAGGGCCGCGGGCUGGCGAGGGACGAGGUCGGCGGCUUGGAGUCCGUCGUCACGUUGCUAGGCGGUGGGCCUGCGGAAAGCGGUACGACUCCUGCUGGACCGUCGACGGCGGCGGCGAGGGGUGAUCGGAUGGACGAAUCAUGAUGAAAAAAGAAGGGAAAAACACCUCUAUUCGAGUAAAGUAAGGACUGUCUUGUGUGCGUAUCCUUGGUUUGCUUCUGUUCUUUGUUCCAAUACCUAGGAGAGGGGAGGGGAGGGAAGGAAAGGAGUUCCGGAGUUCGCCUUGGGAGUUUUGAGGUUUUCUAUUUUACACACAUCUACCGUACGUUCGUAGAAAUCGUGCC